Penicilliopsis zonata CBS 506.65 is the source of this 2268-nucleotide messenger RNA. RefSeq lists its product as hypothetical. Gene Ontology annotation, biological process: intracellular protein transport; vesicle-mediated transport. Gene Ontology annotation, molecular function: clathrin binding. The record is from RefSeq and is a predicted model, not a curated record. Gene Ontology annotation, cellular component: membrane coat. The transcript has 7 exons. Bases 1 to 2268 code for a protein of 755 amino acids. NCBI's taxonomy places the organism in Eukaryota, Fungi, Ascomycota, Eurotiomycetes, Eurotiales, Aspergillaceae.
AUGGCGAUGAACAAAAUUCGCGGUGCCUUCACGGCACCAAGGAAGGGCGAGACUUUUGAAUUACGAGCUGGUCUUGUAUCUCAGUAUGCUUAUGAACGAAAAGAGGCAAUCCAGAAGACCAUCAUGGCCAUGACACUGGGGAAGGACGUGUCGGCUCUGUUUCCUGACGUACUCAAGAAUAUUGCCACGAGUGAUUUAGAGCAGAAGAAGCUUGUCUAUCUUUAUCUCAUGAAUUAUGCCAAAUCGCACCCCGAUCUUUGUAUUCUGGCUGUGAAUACUUUCGUGCAAGACUCCGAAGACCCCAACCCUCUGAUCAGAGCCCUAGCUAUUCGGACAAUGGGUUGCAUCCGCGUGGACAAGAUGGUUGACUACAUGGAGGAGCCACUCCGGAAGACGCUGCGGGACGAGUCACCAUAUGUGCGCAAGACGGCAGCAAUCUGUGUCGCCAAGCUAUUCGACCUGAACCCUUCUAUGUGCCUAGAGAACGGAUUCCUCGAAACCCUGCAGGAACUGAUCGGGGAUCCCAACCCGAUGGUCGUUGCGAACUCUGUGACUGCACUGGCAGAGAUCAAUCAGAUGUCGCCCGAAAUUGAUGCACUCCAAGUCACUUCCAGCACACUGCGGAAGUUGCUGAUGGCUCUGAACGAGUGUACCGAGUGGGGUCGCGUCACCAUCCUUACCACUUUGGCGAAUUACAAGACCACUGAGGUAAAGGAAUCCGAGCACAUUUGUGAGCGAGUCGUUCCACAGUUCCAGCAUGUGAAUCCCAGUGUGGUUCUGGCAGCAGUCAAGGUUGUCUUUCUGCACAUGAAGAAUGUCAAUGCCGAAAUGAGCAAAAACUUCCUUAAAAAGAUGGCCCCUCCUCUAGUCACCUUGGUUUCUUCUGCUCCUGAAGUUCAGUACGUGGCUCUAAGGAACAUCGAUCUAUUGCUCCAGAAGGAACCGGGCAUUUUGAAUAAGGAGCUCCGCGUAUUCUUCUGCAAGUACAAUGACCCGCCAUAUGUCAAGUUCCAGAAACUAGAAAUCAUGGUGCGAAUCGCCAACGAUCGCAACGUGGAUCAGCUUCUAGCAGAAUUGAAGGAAUACGCCUUGGAAGUCGACAUGGACUUUGUCCGCCGUGCCGUCAAGGCGAUCGGCCAGGUCGCUAUCAAGAUUGAGAGCGCUAGUGAGAAAUGCGUGAACACACUCCUGGAUCUAAUCAACACCAAAGUCAACUAUGUGGUGCAGGAGGCGAUCGUGGUUAUCCGGGACAUUUUCCGCAAGUACCCUGGCUACGAAGGCAUCAUCCCCACCCUUUGCCAGUGCAUUGACGAGCUGGAUGAACCCAACGCUAGAGCUGCCUUGAUUUGGAUUGUGGGCGAGUAUGCAGAGAAGAUCAGUAAUGCUGGCGAUAUCCUAGCCGGGUUUGUGGAAGGAUUCAAUGAAGAGUUCUCUCAGACUCAGUUGCAGAUCUUGACUGCGGUUGUUAAGCUGUUCCUGAAGCGCCCCGACAAGGCCCAAGGCCUGGUGCAAAAGGUUCUGCAAGCUGCUACGGCCGAGAAUGACAACCCGGAUGUCCGCGACCGCGCAUACAUCUACUGGCGCCUGCUAUCUAACACCAGUGAUUCCAACGCAACCAAAAACAUCGUGCUUUCCGAGAAGCCGCCGAUUGUGUCGACGGUCUCAUCUUUGCCUCCUGCGUUGCUUGAGCAGCUGCUAACAGAACUGUCGACCCUUGCUUCCGUCUAUCAUAAGCCUCCGGAGCAAUUCGUUGGCCAAGGUCGUUUUGGUGCUGACGCAGUGCAACAGGCUGCCAUCGAGGAACAAAUCCAGAACGCACGCGAAAAUCCCCUUGCGGCGGCGGCCGCCGCUGCUGCCGUCACAGGCGCGACUCCCCCGCCACAGGCACAGAGUAACAUUGAGAAUCUCCUGGACAUUGAUUUCGACGGCACGGCCCCGGCAUCUGCACAAAAGGAGCCAACCAACGGCAUGUCCGGUCUGGAAGGACUGGCAGGCACACCUGUUCGUGUGGAGUCGCCCGCUGUCGGGGUCCCCGCGUCGAGCAACAACCUGGACGACCUGCUUGGCGUGUUUGGCAGCAACGACGCGGUGCCCUCGUCUGCCGCGGGGGGUGUUGGAGUCAACGGCGGCAGCAGUAACGCCAUGGAUCUCAUGAACGGUUUCGCAGGGCUGGACUUGUCGUCCAACAAUGCGGCGACAUCGCCUUCAUUCCCUUCGCAGGGCACACAGCCCAAGAAGACCAACGAGGAUAUCCUGUCGCUGUUCUGA